UACGCUUUUCUAUACAAAUGUCAGCUGUCAAUAUCCACUGUUUGGUGUAAAUACGGUGUAGUUUAUAAGAAAUUGAAAAAUUUUACUGUUAACAAUUUUAAAAAACUUUGUGCAUUUUAAAAUUCAUUAAAUUAGUGAUUUUUUUAAUAAUUAUUUUUAUACAAUGGGCAAUGCUGAUACUAAAUUAAAUUUUCGAAAAGCUGUUGUUCAACUUACAUCUAAGUCACAGGAAAUUGAUGCAAAUGAUGAUACUUUUUGGGAUCAGUUCUGGUGUGAAAAUGUUUCGAGUGUUCAAGAUAUUUUUACAUUAAUACCAGCUCCUGAAAUUCGAAUACUGCGAGAGGAAGCGCCUUUAAAUUUAGGAAAUUUAUGUUACAAAGCAGUAGAAAAAUUAGUAAAGGCCGUUGAUUGUAGUUGUCGUACACAAGGAGAGCAUCAAACAGUUUUAAAUUGUUGUCGUUUAUUAACGCGUUUAUUACCUUAUAUAUUUGAAGAUUUAGAAUGGAAAGGAUUCUUUUGGGAGAGCUUACCAGGCAAAGAAGAAGAACAAAGUAUGCCUUUGGCGCAUUCUUUACUUAAUGCACUCUGCGAUCUACUUUUUUGUCCGGAUUUUACAGUGUUCUCGAGCAAAAAAUCAGGCCCUGAUAAAGCUGAGGAAUUACAAUCUGUAGAUAGUUGUGAAUAUAUUUGGGAAGCUGGUGUAGGAUUUGCACAUUCGCCACCUAGACAUCCGUUACUUGAUGCUAAUAGAACGGAAUUAUUAAAAUUACUUUUAACAUGUUUCAGCGAAACUAUGUACAGUCCACCUAUAGAUCUAUCUGAAUCUCCAAACAAAUGGAUUCAAUAUUUAACAAGUGGAGAAAAUAGGCAUGCUUUGCCUAUGUUUACAUCUUUAUUGAAUACAGUCUGCGCUUAUGAUCCAGUAGGACUGGGAGUUCCAUACAAUCAUCUCAUAUUUACGGAUUCUUUAGAGCCUUUAGUAGAUGUUGCUUUACAAAUUUUGAUAGUAACCCUUGAUCAUGACACAAGUAGUGGAAUCUCUAUUGAAGAAGGUGCAGUUGGUGAUAAUCUCUUCAUAAAUUAUUUAAGUCGUAUUCAUCGAGAUGAAGAUUUCCAGUUUAUUUUAAAAGGAAUUACAAGGCUACUAAAUAAUCCACUUUUGCAAACUUAUUUGCCAAACUCAACAAAGAAGGUUCACUUUCAUCAAGAAUUAUUAGUUCUUUUCUGGAAAAUGUGUGAUUAUAAUAAAAAAUUUUUGUACUAUGUACUUAAAAGUUCCGACGUUUUGGAAGUUCUAGUUCCAAUUUUAUAUCAUUUAAAUGACUCAAGGGCUGACCAAUCUCGCGUUGGAUUAAUGCAUAUUGGUGUUUUUAUUCUGCUACUUCUAAGUGGAGAACGUAAUUUUGGUGUUCGAUUAAAUAAGCCAUACACAGCAACUGUUCCCAUGGAUAUUCCGGUUUUUACUGGUACACAUGCUGACCUUUUAAUCACAGUCUUUCAUAAAAUAAUCACUACCGGUCAUCAAAGACUACAACCUUUAUUUGACUGUUUACUGACGAUACUAGUUAAUGUUUCACCUUAUUUGAAAACAUUAUCGAUGGUAGCUAGUACAAAAUUGCUGCAUUUAUUAGAGGCAUUUAGUACUCCUUGGUUUCUUUUUUCAGCACCUUCGAAUCAUCAUUUAAUAUUUUUUUUACUUGAAAUUUUUAAUAACAUUAUACAGUAUCAAUUUGAUGGUAACAGCAAUUUGGUAUACACAAUAAUUCGAAAGCGACAAGUUUUUCAUGCUUUAGCUAAUCUUCCAACCGAUUGUAAUACUAUUGCUAAAUCUCUCAAUAAAAGACAAAGAAGAUAUGCUGGUAACAAUUCAUCAAAUGAAAGUAUUAGCGAAGCUGCAAUGGAAGGUUCCCGUCCUGCUCAACCUGCAGAACCUGGCACUUUAAAAGCAACUUUAUUAGAAACACCUGGAAUUGAAAAAAUGACGGAAAAAGAAUCUGCACAUCCCUUGAGCCUUUCGACAGAUGCUAUUAAAUUAAAAGAUGACGAAAGCAUGGAAUUAGAAAAUUUAUCUGAAGAAUCAGCUAACAUUGGCCGAGCAAACUCUAUUGUGUCGAGAGGAGGAAUCAGAGUUGGAGAGCAUAUAACUCCUGAUGUAAAUCAAUGGACACCUUCAGUCGAAUGGGUGUGCCAGUGGAAAAACAAGCUACCUCUUCAAACAAUCAUGCGAUUGUUGCAAGUUCUUGUACCACAAGUGGAAAAAAUUUGCAUUGACAAAGGAUUAACGGAUGAAAGUGAAAUUUUAAAAUUUCUUCAACAUGGAACACUCGUUGGUUUAUUACCAGUGCCUCAUCCAAUACUUAUUCGGAGAUAUCAAGCAAACACAGGAACGACGGCAUGGUUUAGGACAUACAUGUGGGGCGUUAUUUAUUUAAGAAAUGUAGAACCACCAAUAUGGUAUGACACAGAUGUAAAAUUAUUCGAGAUACAAAGAGUUUAAAAGUCAUGUCUGUUGAAAACACCAUGAAUCAUAUUAUAUGUAUUAUUUCUGUUGCAAAAACAAUCUUCGGAUAAAAUUCAUGUAUAUUAUAAUGAUUUAAAAUACUGUUUUAACAAUUGUAAAAUGUCAUUCUUAGUCCUAAGGAAUAUUAUUUCCUUCUUCUCACGUUAAUGUGAUAUUCAUUUGCAUUUUACUUUUUACUGACACUAUUCAUCAUAUCUAAUAUGUAAUAAGAAAUUGUAUCGUAAAAAUGUAUAUGAAACAAACAAAAAAAAUUAUUUCAGAAAAUUAUUUUCACAGAACAGUAUUUAAGUAUAAAAUAACAGUUUCUGUAUUGUGUGCAAUAAAUAAUGUUUUAUUUA
Leptopilina boulardi is the source of this 2859-nucleotide messenger RNA. Its product is annotated as protein HID1. Lineage: Eukaryota; Metazoa; Arthropoda; Insecta; Hymenoptera; Figitidae. The record is from RefSeq and is a predicted model, not a curated record. Gene Ontology annotation, cellular component: Golgi medial cisterna; membrane; Golgi trans cisterna. The transcript is spliced from 12 exons. The coding region runs from base 164 to 2497 and encodes 777 amino acids.